UGACUGCGCUCCGGGGUGUGUGGACGCUGCUUUGUUGCCGGAGGCGGGUGGCGGUGGAAGUUAAGGGGGUCGGGGGCUAGAGCUUCUCAGGACCCGCAGCUGCGGCCGUUGCAGUCACUUCACCUGGUGGCCUUUACCGUAGGAGUCGCGUCGACAGCAGCCAUGAGCGGCGGGGUGUACGGGGGAGAUGAAGUUGGAGCCCUUGUUUUUGACAUUGGAUCCUAUACUGUGAGAGCUGGUUAUGCUGGUGAGGACUGUCCCAAGGUCGAUUUCCCUACAGCUAUUGGAAUGGUGGUAGAAAGAGAUGAUGGAAGUACAUUGAUGGAAAUAGAUGGUGAUAAAGGCAAACAAGGCGGCCCCACCUACUACAUAGAUACUAAUGCCCUACGUGUUCCGAGGGAGAAUAUGGAGGCCAUUUCACCACUGAAAAAUGGGAUGGUUGAAGAUUGGGAUAGUUUCCAGGCUAUUUUGGAUCAUACCUACAAAAUGCAUGUCAAGUCAGAAGCCAGCCUACAUCCUGUUCUCAUGUCAGAAGCACCGUGGAAUACCAGAGCAAAGAGAGAGAAGCUGACAGAGUUAAUGUUUGAACACUACAACAUCCCUGCGUUCUUCCUCUGCAAAACUGCAGUUUUGACAGCAUUUGCUAAUGGUCGUUCUACUGGGCUGAUUUUGGACAGUGGUGCCACUCAUACCACUGCAAUUCCAGUUCACGAUGGCUAUGUCCUUCAGCAAGGCAUUGUGAAAUCCCCUCUUGCUGGAGACUUUAUUACUAUGCAAUGCAGAGAACUCUUUCAGGAAAUGAAUAUAGAACUGAUUCCUCCAUAUAUGAUUGCAUCAAAAGAAGCUGUUCGAGAAGGAUCUCCAGCGAACUGGAAAAGAAAAGAGAAGUUGCCACAGGUUACAAGGUCUUGGCACAAUUACAUGUGUAACUGUGUUAUCCAGGAUUUUCAAGCCUCAGUACUUCAAGUAUCGGAUUCAACUUACGAUGAACAAGUAGCCGCACAGAUGCCAACUGUUCAUUAUGAAUUCCCCAAUGGCUACAACUGUGAUUUUGGAGCAGAAAGGUUAAAGAUUCCUGAAGGAUUAUUCGACCCUUCCAAUGUAAAGGGGUUAUCAGGAAAUACAAUGCUGGGAGUCAGUCAUGUUGUCACUACGAGUGUCGGAAUGUGUGAUAUUGAUAUCAGACCAGGACUCUAUGGCAGCGUUAUAGUGGCAGGAGGAAACACGCUAAUACAGAGCUUUACUGACAGGUUGAAUAGAGAACUCUCUCAGAAAACUCCCCCAAGCAUGCGGUUGAAAUUGAUUGCAAAUAAUACAACAGUGGAACGGAGAUUUAGUUCAUGGAUUGGUGGCUCCAUUCUGGCUUCUCUGGGCACCUUUCAACAGAUGUGGAUUUCCAAACAGGAAUAUGAAGAAGGAGGGAAGCAGUGUGUAGAAAGGAAAUGCCCCUGAGAAGGUUCCCAAACCUCUACCUUCUGUGUCACCUUACGUUUCAUAGCUUUAGUACACUCAGGAAGAGAACAACCAUCUUUUGUAGAAUGUUUAUACAUUUUUGCAUAUUUCAAUUUCCACUUAAAUUUUUUAAGGCUUUAACUGGCUCUAUAAAUUAAAAUAAGUUUGUGCUUUCCUUGAAAUGCACUUAUUCUUAUUACAAGCAUUUUAUAAUUUUGUAUAAAUGUCUAUUUUCUCUAAAUAUUUUGCUUUCAGUAAAAUGUUUUCCAACUCUGUUUAGUAUAUUACCAGUGGAUUGGUAGAAUUACUUUUUAUUGACUAGUAAAAUUUAUUGCCUAUGCCUUUUAUCUUAGGCUUGCAAAAUUAAAUAAAAAUUACUAGCCAUUCCAGAAAUA
Molecule: messenger RNA, 1847 nt
Organism: Camelus dromedarius (Arabian camel)
Lineage: Eukaryota; Metazoa; Chordata; Mammalia; Artiodactyla; Camelidae
Gene: ACTL6A
Product: actin like 6A
Exons: 14
Coding region: 163-1452 (429 amino acids)
Biological process (GO): regulation of transcription by RNA polymerase II; chromatin remodeling; nervous system development
Cellular component (GO): NuA4 histone acetyltransferase complex; SWI/SNF complex
Molecular function (GO): chromatin binding
Source: RefSeq, a predicted model, not a curated record